GCACUCUCUUCAGAAGUGAAUUGUAUUCUUGAAGUGAAUUAUGUCAUGGAGCGUCUAUAUCGAUGUAAUAUUUGCCUAGAAUUCGUUUCAGAUUCUCUUCAAUUACUAAUAACACAUAUUGGCCGUGUUCAUCGUGAUGAACCAAAUUUUCAUGUUGUUUGUGGCAUCGAUGGUUGUGCCAGGACGUUUAAGAAAUUUUUAUCAUUGAGAAAUCACCUUAUUCGAAAACAUAACAUCGUGCGCAAUACGAGGAACAGCGCAGAGUUGAAUACUGAUAGGGGAAACGACGAUGCUAAUCAAAAUCAUGAGAUUGAUAAUACAGACCCUGAACAGGGAGAAGAGUUUGACAUUAUGGCUGACCAGGACAAUUUAUCUAGAGCGAAUGCUUUAUGUUUGUUAAAUUUCAAAGACAGAGGACGUGUACCUCAAACUGUUGUUGAUUCCUUCGUUGAGAAUGCUACGAAGGUUACUCAAACAAGCAUUAACCUUUUAAAUUCUGGUAUAACUAGCUGCCUUAAAAACGCUGGGAUUGACUUAAACAACCUACCAGAGGUGAAUGAGUUAUUUGAUGAAGACAACCCAAUCUCAAAUCCUUUUGCUGGUAUUGACCAAGAGUAUCUCCAAUAUGAAUACUACAAGAAGGAGUUUAAUCUUGUGGAACCACAAAAGAUUGUUCUUGGAAAAUACCACACAAAGAAAAGAAGAGGAAAUAGAUUGAGAGAUGUCGAAAAAACAGAUGAUGCAUACUAUAUUCCCUUGUUGGAAAGUCUGCAACAGCUUCUUAAUGAUGAGUCAAUUCUUAACGAGGUGGAAAAUCCUCAUUUUGCAACAGUGAUUUUUGUCUGA
Molecule: messenger RNA, 846 nt
Organism: Xenia sp. Carnegie-2017
Lineage: Eukaryota; Metazoa; Cnidaria; Anthozoa; Malacalcyonacea; Xeniidae
Exons: 3
Coding region: 46-846 (266 amino acids)
Source: RefSeq, a predicted model, not a curated record